Mucor mucedo is the source of this 680-nucleotide messenger RNA. RefSeq lists its product as uncharacterized. Bases 99 to 524 code for a protein of 141 amino acids. The transcript has 3 exons. The record is from RefSeq and is a predicted model, not a curated record. NCBI's taxonomy places the organism in Eukaryota, Fungi, Mucoromycota, Mucoromycetes, Mucorales, Mucoraceae.
CUAAAAUACAUUUGCAUAUAAAAGGCAAUCGUUUUUUCUUGGUAUUUUCCUUUUUUUUUAUAUAUAUACUUUAUUAUCACAGACACCUACUAUCAAUAAUGUUCAUCACAACCUCUUUCUACUCAAAACUUUUACUCUUGAUUACUUUUGUCUAUAUCAUAUCUACAGCUUCUGCAGCAAGCAGUAGCGAUGUUAAAGGAGCAUGGAAAAAUAGACCUCGUCAAUUCAGAAUGCAAAUCUUCUCCAGACCCUACAGUAAAGGCGAUGUUCAAACUAUCAGAGCAACUAAUGGUGCUUCUACGCCCUGUUGGAAUUUGGCAUCAAAAAGAGUUGGUUCCUAUGAAUUAAAUGACCCAUUAGUCAAGGUUACUUUUUAUAGAUCGUCUGACUGUAAUGGGGCACCUUCAGCCACUUACUAUAACCAGCACUCUUCAAAACAAAGCCACAUUUUAAUCAAGGCCAGAUCCGUGUCCAUCGUUAAAGUGAAACCCGUAUUAUUAAAGGAACAACACAAGGACCUUUGAGUGGACUAAAUAAAUCCGCCUGUAAAUAGCUCUUCCAAGAGUAUAGACUUUGUAUAUAUAUAUAUAUCUAAUCCCUAGCAAAAUAUCCCCAUAAUGUAAUAAAAAAUAAUCUGUUCUAGCCUAAGGCUUUAAUUCAAUAUAAACCGGGGCUUUAAA